AUGGCCGCGCUCAACGGCGCGCCCGCGGACUCGUCCGUGACCGCCGCGGGCGGCUUCACCGUCACAACGCGCAAGCUGCCCAUCCUCAAGGCCGGCCCCAUUGACGACAUGGCCCGCGCGCUGGGCAUCGCGCCGCCCGAGAUGAUCUUUGGCGACAACCUCGCGCGCAUCGAGCACGCGGCCAGCGGCUGGUUCAUCGAGUUCAACGCCUUGGACGCCCUGGACCGCGUCGACAAGACGGGCGCGCGCAUGCUGCAGGUCGCCUGCUCGGCCGAGUGGCAGCAGAACCGGCAGAAGCAGUUCGAGGACAUCAAGGACGUCGUGCGGCCGUUUGACUGGUCCUACACGACCGACUACCGCGGCACCACGCCCGCCGCGCCCGCGCCCGUCCUGCGGCCCACGGCCGAGCCGAUCCCGCUCGCCCUGCUCCGCCGCCCGGACCCGAUCCGCUUCUUCGACGAGGUGGUGCUGUACGAGGACGAGCUGGCGGACAACGGCAUCGCCAUGCUGUCGUGCAAGGUCCGCGUCAUGCCCGCGCGCCUGCUGCUGCUGGUGCGCUUCUUCAUGCGCCUCGACCACGUCGUGCUGCGCAUCCGCGACACGCGCGUCUUUGUCGAGUUCGCCACGGGCGCCGUCAUCCGCGAGUACACGGCGCGCGAGGAGACAUACGAGGCCGUCAGGCGGAAGCUGGCCGGCAGGAACGAGGACGUGCUCGCCAUGAUGCGCGACCCGAACCGCCUGGCCGAGCACAUGCCCGUCGUCGAGCACACCCUGGACGGCGUGAAGCUGACAUGA
This is a messenger RNA of Didymella exigua CBS 183.55, 795 nucleotides long. RefSeq names its product TIP41-domain-containing protein. The record is from RefSeq and is a predicted model, not a curated record. Gene Ontology annotation, biological process: TOR signaling. The transcript has a single exon. Lineage: Eukaryota; Fungi; Ascomycota; Dothideomycetes; Pleosporales; Didymellaceae. The coding region runs from base 1 to 795 and encodes 264 amino acids. Gene Ontology annotation, cellular component: cytosol.